AAUUUUUAUUAUUAUUUUGUCAAUCGAUUGAGUAUAGAUGUCUUGGGAUGCUAGAAUGCCUAGACCAAGAUUCUCAGUCAGUGGAAAAAAUCGUGGCAAUAAGACACAAGUAACCAUGACGAAGCCAAUAACAUCAGAUAUUUAUCAAGGAUUAUUUCCAAUUUAUCAUUUGAGCAAAGGUCUAGGACUUUUACCAGUCAGAUUUUUAUCACAAGCAUUUGGAAAAUACAUUGGUCGUAUUUAUACAAUUGACAUUAUAUACGGUGUUUGUCUGUUAUUAUUAUUUAUUGGAGCUGAGAUAUAUGGUCUUCACAGAGACCUGAGAGAUGGUUGGGUCAACAGUACAAGAUUAAAACAUCAAACUGCAUUAAAUGUUACAAUUGGUGAUGUUUUUGCUGUUGCAUUAUUGGCAGCUGUUGCAGUUGCACCAUUUAGAUGGAAAUAUAUACAAGAAAUUAUGACACGUCUUAGUGAAGCUGAUGAAAAAUUGAGUUAUAUAACACCAAGAAAAACAAAAAAAUUUGCAAUAAUAUUAACAGCUUGUGCUUUGUCGUAUUUAAUAUUUAUAUCAUGUCUUGAUGUAUAUUCUUGGGAUCGACAAACAAAAUUAAAAAGAAAAAUGCCUGAUAAAGGGCCAAUUAAUUAUUCACCAAUAUAUUUUUUAUAUAUUCAAGCGAUGAUGAUUGAAAUACAAUAUACAGUUGCAACUUAUAAUUUAAAUGAACGGUUUUUAAGGCUUAAUAAAAAUUUAGAGAGUUUAUUAAAAUACAGUAAAAAAAUGAUGAAAACAAAUUUUCAUUUGAUAAGAGAAACAAGAGAACAAAGUAAAUUAGCUGGAUACUUGAGAUCAGAUAAUGAAACAAGGAAUGUUGGAAGAGCUAUUAGAACAACAAAAAUAUCUGACUGGAUAACUAGUGAUGGAGAUGAAACUCGUGAUAUGGUUGAAUCAAUAUCACAAUUAAUAACAGUUCAUUCAUCAUUGUGUGACACGAAUAUAUUGAUAAACAAAGCAUUUGGUUUACCAAUUCUUGUUGUUGCAAUAACUUGUCUCCUUCAUUUGAUAAUAACACCAUAUUUUUUGAUGAUGGAAGCAAAUUCAGAUCGUGAAAUGCUUUUUAUAAGUGUACAAUUACUUUGGUGUGCUCUUCAUGUAUUUAGAAUGUUAAUGGUUGUUCAACCGUGCUAUGCAACAACAACAAAUUCAAAAAAAACAGCAAUUCUUGUUAGUCAAUUAUUAAGUACCACAUGGGAUUCAGAAAUUUGUAAACAACUUGAAUAUUUUUCACUUCAAUUAAUACACAGACCAUUAGAUUUUUCUGCUUGUGGAUUAUUUUCAUUGGAUCGUGGAUUAGUUACAUCUAUGGCUGGUGCUGUUACGACGUAUCUUGUUAUUUUAAUCCAAUUUCAAAAAGCUGAUGAUACCAAAGACACAAGUAAUAUGCUAAAAAAUGCAACUUUAUUAUUGAGAAAUGUCUCGUCACUUCACAAUUCAACUGCACUAAGAACUUUUUAAUGCUAAAAGAAAAA
This is a messenger RNA of Aphidius gifuensis, 1527 nucleotides long. Its product is annotated as gustatory receptor for sugar taste 43a-like. Gene Ontology annotation, cellular component: membrane; dendrite; axon. The record is from RefSeq and is a predicted model, not a curated record. The transcript has 6 exons. The coding region runs from base 38 to 1513 and encodes 491 amino acids. Gene Ontology annotation, biological process: sensory perception of taste. NCBI's taxonomy places the organism in Eukaryota, Metazoa, Arthropoda, Insecta, Hymenoptera, Braconidae.